Molecule: messenger RNA, 1208 nt
Organism: Melanaphis sacchari
Lineage: Eukaryota; Metazoa; Arthropoda; Insecta; Hemiptera; Aphididae
Gene: TBCB
Product: tubulin-folding cofactor B
Exons: 2
Coding region: 329-1054 (241 amino acids)
Biological process (GO): cytoplasmic microtubule organization; post-chaperonin tubulin folding pathway; tubulin complex assembly
Cellular component (GO): cytoplasm; microtubule plus-end; nucleus
Molecular function (GO): microtubule plus-end binding; alpha-tubulin binding
Source: RefSeq, a predicted model, not a curated record
GGAUGCCAGUCCAUUAUAUCUUAGUCCGUGGUAUGAAUUUUCUCUGGACGUUUUUCAGUAUUGUGGCGCGGCUGAUUGGUAUAAUGAUAUCAUUGAUAUCCUUAUCUCUAAACUUUAUGGUUCUAUGGCGGUAAUGCGGUAUUAAAAAUUAUCUUCAUCCCUCAUGAGUCACGAGUAACGAGCAAUCAAGAAGCAUGAAUGACUAACCGUUUGUUGCUUGUACUUUUUUUUGGUUGGAUUAUUGUUAAGUGGAUAUUAUAAAAAAUAUUUAUUGAAUAACUAUAAUAUUAAAUUUUUUGGUUUACUUCAUUGUGUCUUAUAAACAAACAUGAAUCAUCAAGAAAAUCAAUUGUCAGAUAUGUUAGAAGUUUACAUAUGUACAAAAUUGUCAGAACCAGAAAUAAAUACGAGGAGAUACAGAAAAGGUAUGACGAUUAAUGAUCUGAAAAUUAAAUUGGAAAUGAUCACUGGACGAUCAGCUGGUACGAUGAUACUAUCAGCUUACGAUAAAGAUAAGUUGGUAGCCAAAUUGGAUGAUGACGAUUCCCAGUUGGGAUCAUAUCCAGUUGAAAACGGUAUGUUUUUAUUGGUUGAUGAUCCAGCAUAUGUGGAAUCUGAUCAGGAUUCUGUUGAUGGCUACAAAAUGACGGAGGAAGAAUAUAAUGCUAAACAAGAAACAUUAAAGAGCUUUUUAAAGAACAACAAGCUGGGCAAAUAUAAUCCAGAAUAUUUGAAACAACGAGAACAAGAAAACCUGGAGAAAGAACAACAAGAGAAUAUUGAAAAAGAACUAAUUGACAAGAUGGAAAUUGGUCAGAGGUGUUGUAUUCGACUACCAAACAAACCUGCUCAACAUGGCACAGUUAUGUACAAAGGACGUUUAGAUGACAAAAGUGGCUAUUGGGUUGGAGUCAAAUAUGAUGAGCCGUAUGGCAAACACAACGGAACUUUAAAUGGAAAACAAUAUUUUGAAACACUUCCAAAGUAUGGAUCUUUCGUUACUCCUUCAGCAGUUGAAAUUGGUGAUUUUCCAGUGCUAGACGAUGAACUUUAAAAAUUCCUUAUUUCUUUAUAUUACUAUUGUUGUCUUUACUAUUAGCUAACAUCAAUGAAUUAGUAUUAAUUAUGCAAUGUUUUAAUAUAUAUUUUUUUACACUUUUUUUAUUAUAUUAAUAAUAUUUAACAACAUUAGAGGUGAUUUAGAUUCA